GUCUUUAUUUAUGUAAUGUAAUGGUGUUACACAGUAACCCAGCUUUGUGGCUGUAGAUACGUCGUAACAGGGGUUAAAAGCGGACACUGAUAACUAAAAAGAAAGAAUAUUAAUGAAAAAAUAUUAGUCGUGGUUCAUGGAGUUCCGAGCGGCGAGGAAAGCGGCGCAUUGAGGCUUGAAAGGGGUAGACGGUAUGUGCCCCAAACCAAAGACUAAGUUAGGGCUGAGAAUGAAUAGUGUCAAUGGAUACAUUUUUAUCUACAAAGGGAAUUUGUAAAGUAAUUAUAUAAUAGCUUAAAUUAGCAGUAACAUUAGCCUAGCUAGACAGAAACCGGCCGGGUUUGAGUAGAUUAUCAAAGAAGGGACACAUUUACUGUAUCGCUAGUUGUCACCGUGUGUUCUUUCAAUGGUCCAUGCAUUACUAUUACACAGACAAGGCUUUCCGUCCGCGUUGCUUUGAAGAAAAAAGCAACACAUUUUCCAGUUGGACGUUUUUCCGGUGACAUAAGCCAUCCACCAUGGAUCUGCUGGAGUGUCCGCUCUGCCUCUUCCUGAUGUGCGAGCCGGUGACCAUGUCGUGCGGCCACACGUUCUGCCGGAGAUGCGUGGGGGGCUAUCUUCCGUCCAAAUGCCCGUCGUGCAAAGAGAGGUUAAAACAAAGAGAGGUGAAAAUCAUGAAGAACAACGUUUUGCUUAUCAGCGUCGUUGAAAAGUGCUGCCCCGACGAGACAAAGACGAAGUGCCAAAUACAAGAGAAGCUCAAAGCCAACGAGUUGAUGGAAGCUUUACGCAUUGCGAAUGAGGCGCUACAUUUAGUCCCAGAUGAUCAGAGUUUGAAGGUGUACAGAGCUGAAGCUAACUGGGGCCUGAUGCGUUUCUCUGAUGCUCUGACAGACCUCGACUACCUCUGCUGCCUUCGUCCUAGCUGGACUGAGGGCUUCUUUCGUAAAGGGACUGUACUGCUGGAAUUGGGUCAGCAGACAGACGCCCUCAUCCAGUUCUACCGUUGCCUAAAACUUCAUGCUGACUUUGUCCCUGCAAAGAGCCAGAUCAAGAAGAUUCUGGAGGCAGAGGGCAUGGCAGUGCCGGACGAGGCGUCCUGUAUCUUGCAACUGGUGUCCGAGUACCUGAAAGGUCCCUGCCCCAUUACCAGCGUCAGUGACUCCCAAGGGCCAAGUCACCCUGAGGGGUUCAAACAUCUAUGUGGGGAUGAGGGGAAAGGGAGGAGAGAGGUACACCAGGUAAGCUGGGGCUCGAAGGUGAAGCAUGAUACGGGUACUGAGUGCUGCCUCAGCCUCUGCCAAGCUGUUUCCUUCCUCCCUGCUGCUGAAGAGGACGAAGAGAUGAUGAUGAGGAAGGAAGAUGGGCAUGGCAAGGGUGAAAAUGGUCACAGCAGGGAGAAACGUCUGAGUGUUCUCACUGUGUCAGACUUUGAGUGCCCUCUCUGCAUUAGGUUGUUUUUUGAGCCAGUCACUACUCCCUGUGGUCACACCUUCUGUAGAAACUGCAUAGAGAGGAGUCUGGACCACAACCUCCGCUGUCCACUCUGCAAACAGCCCCUACAAGAGUUCUUUAAAAACAGGAAGUACAACCCCACAGUUCUGCUUCAGGACAUCAUGGCCCGCCUUUUCCCCUCACAGUUGGCUGAGAGGAAACAGGUCCAUGAUGCUGAGAUGGCUGAACUGUCCAAUCUAACUAAGGACAUCCCUAUAUUCGUUUGCACGGUGGCCUACCCUGGACUGCCCUGCCCCCUGCACAUCUUCGAGCCUCGAUAUCGGCUGAUGAUGCGUCGCUGCAUGGAGACUGGCACCAAGAAGUUUGGCAUGUGCAGCUAUGAGCAUGGCAAAGGGUUUGCAGACUAUGGCUGCAUGUUGGAGAUCCACAGUCUGGAGCUGCUGCCCGAUGGGCGGUCCUUUGUGGAUGCAGUGGGCGGCAGCAGAUACAAGGUGCUUAAGAGAGGUCAGAGAGAUGGCUACCACACCGCUGAUAUAGAGUACCUGGAGGACCUCAAGGUUGAUGGUAGUGAGUUGGAGCUUUUGGAGAGUCUCCAUGAUAGUGUGUACCAGCAGGCUCAGGACUGGUACCAGCGCCUUGGCAGCCGCAUUCGUGAGCAGAUCAACAGACAGUACGGCAUCAUGCCAGAUAAGGAGGAAAAUAUUCAGGCCUCGUCCAACGGUCCGGCCUGGUGCUGGUGGCUGCUGUCGGUCCUCCAGUUGGACCCUGCCUAUCAAACCACUGUCCUGUCCCUGACCUCGCUCAAAGACCGCUUGGGACACCUCCGCCUCGUCUUAGAGUACUUCUCUCAGAGCUAGACCCCACAGCUCCGUGGAUAUUGCGACCACAACUAGCUGAUGAAAACCAAUCCGUGCAUCCAUGCCACAGAGUUUGGGCUUGGGUGUACUCUGAAACUUGAGUUUGCAUGUGUUAUCUUUCUUGCACCAUUUUGUUCCCCAGGAAUUCAAGGGUUCAGACUAGUUUCUGAAAAAACGUGCUUGCUGCAGCAGUAAGAACUACAGGGCUGACCAAAGAUGCGUCUUAUUUAGAUCCAUCAAAAGUAGUAAUAUAUUAUUUGUUGAUCAGCUAAAUCAGUUCAAAGUUUCUGUUCAUAAAAAUGAAGAACAUGCAGCAUCAGCCAAGUUAAUACAGUAUACUGUACUGUCAUGUGUUGCCUAUUCAAAUCAGAUUCUUUGCAUUAACAUAGCUAAGUUUGGAGUAGGGAUAAACAAUAAUAGCACACAAUUUCUUUUUAGAUUUGUAGACAAUUGUUCAGGACUAUACACAUCAGAGGAUUAAAGUUAUUUAGAUAUUGCUGAAGGGCACUACUUGUGAUGCUUAUAUUUUAGAUGCAACUAUUGGCCUUGGCAGCCAUCGACUAUGGCUCAUUUUAUACCUUAAAAGACCCCUAUUUAGUAUUAAAUAUUGCAAUAAUAAUAUAAAGUUUCACAUGGAAUGGCAGCAACUGAAGGAUCUUUUGAAUGAAAGCUGCUGCUGUGACUGCUGGAUGUCUCUCUGGAUGCAGUUUGUCAUCAUCUGGCAGGGAAAGUAUUCUGUGAAAUCAUAACAAUGAGUAGAUGGGGGUCAGUGAAUGGGAGGCAUAGCAGCUUUGUUUUACAGUAUAUGAAGCUGUGUGACUAUGUAUGGUGAUAUGGUGAUGGAUGCAGCACUGUCAGCUGUAAAUAAGAAGUCAUUUUUUCUCAGUCACCAUCUUCAUUGGCUGAGUAUUUUGUUUUAAAUGUCAUAUGCGUGGUGUCACCCCUGAUAACAGCUACUGUCCCAUCCAGUUCCCUGACGUGGGGUUAUAAAUGAAGCAUUCGUCCAGGACACAGUGUUUAACAUCUCUUGUGCAGAGAAAAAUAAUUUAGCUAGGGUCUGACUAGGGUUGAGUGCCCCUGCGGUGCCUCUGUGUAGGCCACAUCACCUCCGUCUGGCCCCUGGUGCGUCUCCCUGUCUGUCUGGCCCCUCUACCACCAGUCAUGGUGCCUUUGAGUGCCUGGGCCAACUCAGGAGACCUGCAAGUCUUAAGAGUUUCUACACCACAUAUAUAAUGGACUGUGAGUCAUUUUUUCCCAUUGAUUUUUAUUGAUACAGGGCAUUCCAUGGGAUGUUAAAGCUGCAAUGUUACUCAUAGUUAAUUAAUUAACAAAUACUUUGAUAAAUGUGCCAUAGAUAUUUCUUUGUUAUGUGUUUUGUAGGAAUAGUUUGCCAAUGGUCACUGUGUUUAUGUUUGCCUACAUAAUGGACUCUGAGGUCUUCAGCCAUCCUGCCUUUUGUAUGGUGGACAUUGAACUACCAUCUUUUCAUGGCCAACAUAUCACUUUGAACAGUCAGAAUUAGUCCAGCAAACACAAUCAUAGAUUCAGCAGCCCUGUUAGUGUGAUAUUGUCAGUAUAGCUUAGGAUAAAAGGGGUAAUUGUGAGACUUGAAAUGCAUACCAAUGUCCCACUAAAGGGCGAACCAUUGGAUACACUGAUGGAUACUGGGGCAGCAUUGGUUACCUUAUAAACAGGCUAACCACUGAACUCUGACAUGGGCAAUAACACUUUACUUUAGGCACAAAAACAAAGUUUGCACCAUCUUUUAAAAUGGGUUAAUCAACCUCAGUAAAUAUGCUGACGUUUUUUAAACCAUCUGGGAUUGAAAUUGGAGUCAAAAGAGACUUUAUUGUGCCAGUUAUCACAUCCUUUCUCCAAAGCUGUUGAAUUCACUGAAGGAUUACAUGUAUCAUAGAGGUCAGUUUCUUGCUGCAUCCAGAUAUGAUCAAAGCUCACUCACAAAUAUAAAGGGAUUGAGAUUCUUGUAGAAUGUUUUGAAUGAGCAGCCUCAUAGGCCUUGUGGUAAACACAUGACUAAUGAGGUGACUUCCACUCCACUGUUCGACAUCUUAUCAGAGAAGAAAAUAUUUUGAAACAGUGAAAUCAUUUUGUGUGUUUUGCUUUCUGAUGCUCAGCUGCAGCUUGUUGUUCAUUUUCCUCUCUUUUUCAAAUAAUGCAUAUUUCUGUGUCUCCUUUAUUACUUAUAGAUGCCUCUCAUUGCAUAAAAUAGUGAUGUUGAGGUUAAUCACAGCAAUUGGUCUCAUAUUGGUUUACAGAACGUAAUCUCUGUACCAGUGUGCUAUUUUACUUUAUGAUAAAAUGCUAAAUAUAUUGGAAAUAUGAAUGAUUUUACCCUCAUGUUUUUGAUCUAACUAUUGGCCAAUUUCAUGUUUAAUUUGCCUAUAAUCUGUCAAUAGGGUCAACUAUUUAUUGCAGCACAGUCAUGACUUUUCAUCUCAGUUAGACUGCAGCUCUGGCAGAUGUCCAUUAGCCAUAGUUGCAGUAUAAUUGGGGAAAAUGUCCUCCAACGCCCCCGUGAGAACGAGUCUUACACCUGUGUACUUGGGGAAAGGCUGUGAAAAGCGUCAUGUCAUUCUCGCUAUGUGCUGCAGCUCGCAAAUGUUGGCUGAUGUGGUUUGAUGGUCAGUGCUCUGUGGGCAGUAUGAACGAGAGACGUGCAUUGUUAGUCUCUAAACUCUGUACUCAAAUAUGUCAAUGUUAUCACAAGUUCAUUUAAACCCACUGAAACUAAAGCAAUUUCUGUUUGAUUCAUUUGCAUUCAUCCCUCCACCUCCAAGCCAAGAGCAGUAAAUGAUCUCAGUCUUUUCUGUUUUCGCUUGCCCCCUGGAUGACUUUUUAAAUGUUAUUAUAAAUAAAGCUUUUCAAAGCAAA
This is a messenger RNA of Sander lucioperca (pikeperch), 5204 nucleotides long. It is a transcript of the gene lonrf4, whose product is annotated as LON peptidase N-terminal domain and ring finger 1. NCBI's taxonomy places the organism in Eukaryota, Metazoa, Chordata, Actinopteri, Perciformes, Percidae. Bases 519 to 2312 code for a protein of 597 amino acids. The transcript is spliced from 12 exons. Gene Ontology annotation, molecular function: protein binding. The record is from RefSeq and is a predicted model, not a curated record.